AUGAACACGAUGUCCUCUUCCUCCUCCUCCUCCUCAUCAUCCGGUUUCGCGCCAGACCACCACCACCACCUCUCAUCCCCCACCGAGCAGCUCUGUUAUGUCCAUUGCAACUAUUGUGACACCGUCCUCGCUGUAAGUGUUCCUUGUACCAGCUUGUUCAAGAUGGUGACGGUCCGAUGCGGUCACUGCACCAAUCUUUUGUCCGUCAACAUGUGUGGGUUGCUUCUUCCCUCGGCCAACCAGCUUCAACUUGGCCACAAUUUCUUCACUCCUCAAAACCUUCUGGAGGAGAUCCGGAACGCCCCACCAAGUUUGCUGAUAAAUCAGCCGUCGCCGGCCGACUCCAUAAUGCAGCUACGAGGAGGAGCUGAGCAGAUCCCUAAGCCUCCAGUAGUUAACAGACCUCCGGAGAAGAGACAGAGAGUCCCUUCUGCUUACAACCGCUUCAUCAAGGAAGAGAUCCAACGCAUCAAAGCAGGAAAUCCAGAUAUAAGCCACAGGGAAGCUUUUAGUGCUGCUGCAAAGAACUGGGCCCACUUCCCCCACAUCCAUUUCGGACUCAUGCCUGACCAGCCCGUGAAGAAACCUAAUAUCUGCCAGCAGGAAGGCGAGGACGUGCUGAGAAAAGAUGGGCUCUUUGCAACUGCGAACUUGGGAGUGUCGCCUUACUGAGAAAAUCUACGUUGGGUGUCUGUUUAAAUUUCUGAAACUGUUCUCCUUUUCCCCCUCUUUUUAGGGUUCUUCGUUUGUGGAGGACUCUCGACUGUUCACCUGUUUAGGGGUUGCUUGAAUUCGUGUUUGUCAUGGCCCGACAGGGUACAUUCCGACAUCUGCUAAAACAAUGUUUGCGGACUCGACUUAACAACUAAUUUCAGGAGACUGAGACAUACUCUCUCCUUAAUUUGUGUUCACAAUUCUAAUAGAUAACACCUGCUAUAAGACAUGACUAUAUGUUACUAAA
This is a messenger RNA of Syzygium oleosum, 961 nucleotides long. Its product is annotated as axial regulator YABBY 1-like. Bases 1 to 672 code for a protein of 223 amino acids. The transcript is spliced from 7 exons. Gene Ontology annotation, biological process: multicellular organism development; abaxial cell fate specification; fruit development. NCBI's taxonomy places the organism in Eukaryota, Viridiplantae, Streptophyta, Magnoliopsida, Myrtales, Myrtaceae. Gene Ontology annotation, cellular component: nucleus. The record is from RefSeq and is a predicted model, not a curated record.